UUGCGGACACGGUCUUCUCUGUCAUCCAGAGCCGACGCAACGGCGAGUCCGUUACUGCAGCUGUGCGAGGUUCUAGAAUCUGGAUACCCACAAGGUCGUCCUCGUGAACACCGACGAGCCUUGCGCGUUUGAGAAUGAUCACAUGAAGGUGAAGGUGAAGAUACGGGUCAAGAACUUUGAGGGUAUUCCUACCACUUGUCCGCCCAACGAUGCAACGUACUUCUCCCAUCCCCUCCACAUCUCCGAUCGCUAUUCCAUCUCUUUCUCCUUCGUCCCCAAGCGCACGCUCCCCUCCCAAUCGGCGGUCUGGGGCAACGAGUUCUCGCGCCCCAUUCGCGACCGCCUUCCGCCGGGGUUCAACACUGCCUUCAGCAUCGUGAAGAAGUUCAUCGACCCCGGCCUAGAGUGCGACGCAUACGCGGACAAGCCGUGGCUGCUCGGGCCAAGCUUGGGCUGCUGGUUCGCGUUCUGGGUGGGCGAGAAGACGGACGAGCCGGAGAUGAAGGAUAUCAUUGAAGAAGGCGGAGAAGGCAGCGGGUUGGAGGUCCGUCGGAAGGCCGGCAUGCCUGGCGGUGCGAAGGAGAGGCGGAGGUGGGCUUUGAGCGAAGGCAAUAGGGCGAACUUCGUUUUCGAACAAGGGAGAGAGUACGGUGCGGAUUUUUUCAAUCCCUAUCUCGACUUCAACAAAUUCUCUGUCUGCCUUCCCGGAUUCUCUGUAUGCGUGGUGAAGUACAUAGACGACAAGACACACAAGCUCCGCUACGUCUUCAAAGACAAGGACACUGACGACAUUUAUUUCGCUGUCGCAUUCACCUUAUUAUUUGGCCAAGAGUUGGAAGAGGCUUUGAUGGCAGAGCCCCAGGAAUCUCAGGACACAGACACGAGGGCGGCAAGGCGACAUCCAUGAUGCAGACCGCAGAACGGUCGAACGUUGUUGUCGUACAAUGUUCGAUAGAUAAUCCCAGCAGUAUCUUUGCUCGCAAAUAAUAGACACUCAUAUGAGUUCAAACA
Molecule: messenger RNA, 1011 nt
Organism: Fomitopsis serialis
Lineage: Eukaryota; Fungi; Basidiomycota; Agaricomycetes; Polyporales; Fomitopsidaceae
Exons: 4
Coding region: 143-907 (254 amino acids)
Source: RefSeq, a predicted model, not a curated record